CGGGUGCAAAGAUGGCGGAAGAGGAGAACCAGUUUGAAGAAUUUGAGCAAAUAGACUUUUUAAGAGAUCGACAUGUACGAUUCUUCCAGAGAACACUUCAGGUGUUACCCGAGAGAUACGCCUCGCUGGAAACAACCAGGUUAACUAUCAUAUUCUUUGCCCUCUCUGGUCUCGAUGUGCUGGAUGCCCUUGAUGUGAUUGAUAGGAACGUCAUGAUUGAAUGGAUCUACUCACUACAGGUUCUGCCCACAGAGGAUCAAUCUAACCUAAGUCGUUGUGGGUUUCGAGGAUCGUCACAUAUUGGAAUUCCUUACAGUACUAAGGGUCCAGGUGUGCUCCAUCCAUAUGACAGUGGCCAUGUAGCUAUGACCUACACUGGGCUGUGCUCGCUUCUAAUACUGGGAGACGACCUGAGCCGGGUUAACAAACAGGCCUGUCUGGCUGGUCUCAGAGCACUGCAGCUGGAGGACGGCAGUUUCUACGCAGUGCCAGAGGGAAGUGAAAAUGAUAUACGCUUUAUCUACUGUGCAGCCAGUAUUUGUUACAUGUUGGAUGACUGGUCAGGCAUGGACAUCCAGAAGGCCAUUGAGUACAUCAGAGGAAGUUUGUCAUACGACAGUGGGUUUGGCCAGGGAGCUGGACGAGAGUCACAUGGUGGCUGGACGUACUGCGCCAUAGCUUCUCUGUGCCUGAUGGGUCGGUUGGAGGAGGCGCUGAGUCAGCGGGAGCUGGACAGGAUCCGGCGCUGGUGUAUCAUGAGGCAGCAAAGCGGCUUCCACGGGCGCCCCAACAAGCCUGUAGACACAUGCUACUCCUUUUGGGUGGGGGCAACUCUAGAGCUUUUAGAUGUGUUCCAGUAUACCAACUUUGAUAAGAACAGGAGCUUCAUCCUGUCCACGCAGGAUCGGUUGGUGGGAGGAUUUGCCAAAUGGCCGGACAGCCACCCAGACCCUCUCCAUGCCUACUUAGGGCUGUGUGGUCUGUCUCUGAUCGGAGAGCCCAGUCUGAGGAAGGUCCACCCAGCUCUUAACAUCACCCAGAGAGCCUUUCAGCACCUCCAGCAGCUGCAGCAGACAUGGAGGAACAGCACUGGCAGCUGUAGCAGACAGCACUGAUAGCAGGAUGAUCCACACGUUUGCCUCUGAACAGGUUCUGGAACAUCUAACAGUAGUUACUCAGAGGCAGCUGGACUUUUGCUGUGUGUCUUGAAGAUGUUUGACUGCUCAUCUGAGAGGCCUUCUUAUUUCAGGAAUCAAGAAGGUUUUUUUUUUUUAAACUCCAGUUGCAAAGUAGUAACUUCCUCAUUUUAUGUUCAUCUAAGUCAACAUUUCUGUUAAGCAAUAUACGCCACACUUUUUUUUGUUGCCUUUUUAUUAGUAAACCAUAGUAAAUAACAAUACACAUUGUGAUUUGUGAUAUAGACAGACAUAAAUGAUGUGCCAGAAAGUCAAAAUUUGAGACUGGAGACUUGAAAAAAAAAUUCCAGAUGCCUCAGUUUUGCAAACCUUUUUAGAUCAUGAGAUUUUGGAAGCUUUGUGCUCCUCAGCCUCAUCAUCACAGUCAACACCAAAAUCUGCUGUAAACCACGUGCUAAGGAUGAAAACUAUUGACUGACUUCACAUGGUCAUAAACAUCCUCUAAGCAAACGUCAUUCACAGUCUGAGGAGGGCCGAGGGAACAUCUAAAUUAUCUUUUUAAAUGGUUGUGGAGUAACUGAAGCUGCUCAAGGUUUUAGAGCUGGCUGGUUAGAUUUAAUGACCAGCUAGGCUUUUGCAGAAUAAUUCUCUUAUAAAUUCUAUAUAAGAAAUAAAUAAGAUUGAUUGAUUUUCAUUUUUGUUCACAAACCAUAAUGAGCCCAGUGGUAAUUUUAGGAAGAAAUGUGGAAACUGUUGAGACUAGUAUUCAGGUUUUCUUUACAUUCCUCCAAUCUCAGACAAAAAAACAAUUCAAGGCACUGUACCUCAGACAGUAUAUAUAGUAUUUUUUUCUCUGCCUUCAUAACAUCUCCAUCCUUAAAAUGCACUUCACCCUCUUGAAAGCCUCGAGCUAUCCAUUCCCACAGGUGAUACUAGCCUGGCAGGUUUAUCCUCCUGAGUUUCUCACUUCAGUAUCCUCCAGUUUCACCACAGCAGGCUUUGUUCAGUGGUCAAGAGACAUUUAAAUGAUAAUACAACUGCUGGAGGCGGAGAAUUCACUGGAAAGGCAGCUAAGAGCCAACAGCCACCUCUGGCGUCAAAUAUAUGAUUGUUGAGAAGAAAAAAAAAAUCAAAAACGCCUAAAAAAAAGAAGAUUAAAAAAUAAAUUUAGCUACAGGCUUUUAUCAUGCCAGAUCACAGAAAAUAUAAUUCAUUGUUCAUAUUUCUCCAGAAGCUAACAGAAAACUAGAUUGGAGAAAAUCCCUUCUUCCCUUCAAGGGAGCAGCAGUCAGUUUUAGCAGCAGAUCUCAUCUCGAUAUCCCCGGACUCCUGAACCCUGAACUGAUCUGAGGUACCCUCCUUCACCAGCUUCCAUACUCCCUUCAAGGCACUAGCUGGUCUGAAAUCAAUAGGAGAAAGACAAGACAGUGGGAGCAUAACUUGGGGAAAUGUAUUCUUUUGAGCAGCAAUGGGGAAUUGACAUUAUUUUCAGAGCAGAAAAGGAUGCAGGAAAAAACAAAGAACAGUGAACGUGAGCAGAUUUUACUGAGAGUCAGGUUAUAGAAUCAACUGUUAUUCAACAUGCUGGUCACAUCUCUUUGUGUCCUAAAAUGUUGACCUCCACCAAGACUUGGCCAGGGUUUGUAAUCCGACCAUCUACCCUUGGAUUUUCUCAAGUCUCUGAAGUGCUACCCAUUGUCUGCACUAGAUGCCCACAGGCAUUAAAAUCCACUUGCAGCUCAUAGAAGCGACCUUCCAGCCUUCUUGCCCUUUGUAGCUGAGCUACAAAACUGGAAAGUCUAAAAUCCUAAUUAGAUCCUAAGCACUGAAAUUCAGAGCUGAGCUCAACUGGUCCCUCUUGUGCUCGCACUUAUCACAUCAGUGCUCUGAUUCCAAGCUCCACAGAUUCCUCCAGCCCCCUGCUGAAGCCACACCCUUUCAUUAUAAGAUCGCUGCCACGGUAAACACCUGCUCCCUGACAUGACAAGCGAGGAGGAGACAGUAUCACAGCAGGGCAGAAAUACAGUGGCCUGUCUGCAACAUGUUACCUGCGGGCGUCUAUUGUGUGUAGCCUCAUUUCUGACUGGGUAAAAAAAAAAAAAAAAAAAACAAUAAUAUUGCCUUGGUGCUUUUCUUUCCACCGCCUAAAACGAAGCUGUACCUGGCCUCGUCUCCUUUCCCGCCAAGUUGCCCUCUUUUUCAGACUUAGAAACCAGACCAGUCAGACAGCGGAAAGGAGAGAAGAGAGGAGGAGAAGUGAAUAAAUAAAUAAUUUGGUCCAUCUAUUAUUAAAAGUAAACUGUCAGAGGCUGGGAUCACCUCUCUGAACCCAGACCAAACCUCCAGUGUUAUGUAGCCUUGUUUUGAUGCAAAAACAAUGGCUUUUUUUUUUGCCGACUGCAUCUUACGCAGCUGUGUUAUUUUACACGACUGUUUUGCCUGAGACAAUAGGCUUUGCUUUCUGCCACAUCUGACUUCUCUCCUGCUACUGUUGUUUUUACAUACAUUUUGUUAGUUGACAUAAAAUAUAAUGUAAAUGACUUUGAUUGCUGCUGCUGCUGAAUUGAGCCUCAGACACAGGAAUAGCACGAUAAUGGAAGCUCAACUGAAAGAAAAUGGCUACUACUGCACCACCACUGUGAAGCCAGAUCAGUUGCAAUGGAAUGACCACGUUUCUCAUGCGUCUCUGAUGUGAUUUUUACUACUUCUGUGACCUCCUUCAGCUGGGUUCUGUCAGUACACAGGCCAAAUCACAUGGCAAGACCACUCACUCAGACUUGAAUCUGAAAUGUGCCUCACGUAGCGUUGUUCUGGGUCACUGCUCUCUGAAUGCUCUCUAACUUCUGAUUUCACUACAUGUACAGCAUGCUUAAAUUGGGCUUAGCUAGACUGUUUCUGUCAAAAACGGCACUGAAUAGAAAUGUUCUCUUGAGGGUGGGAGGGAGGAAGGGUGCAUCCUAAAUCCGUGUAAACAUUCAGGAGGUGGAGCAGGUACUCUGUAAACUCCCAUCUUCUGUUAUCCAGUCAAACGUACAAGUCGCUUUAACAUAAUCUGGCCCUAUCCCUUCUCUGUCUGAUUGAUAAUGUAUUUCCAGAAGGUGGAAAGAAUUCAUCAGAGCAGAACCCAUAAAUGCUUACUUGACUUUAAAAAGGAUGAAAGAUUGGAUGGAUGCAUCUGCCACUUACUGCAGAUGAAGGCUGCAUCUCAGCAGUUGUUAUAUUCAGUCUCCUGUUUUUUUGUUUUUUCUUUUUGGCCACGCUGCAGUCAGUGCUCUCGGUCCCCACCGCAUGAAUAGAGGGGACAGAGGCUUAACUCUUUACAGAAGGCUGCGGUGCAGGGUGUUUUGGAUGGUGCAGAGAUGUGACAGGAUUGUGAGAUGCAGCCAAAAUGCCACAUGUGGACGAUCAUGAACCAUUGCUCUAUCACCAACUAAUAUACAUAUUGUAAUAAUAAAUAAUGUAACAAUAAAUGUAAUGGAAUUUUUAUUUUUUCUAUGCUUUGUAGAAAUAUUGAGUGUAGAUAAAUAUGUAAAUGUCUAUAAAUAUGUUCUAUCGUGCAAGUGCUCAAUAUGAAAAUAUGUUUACAACUACGUCAGAGCGACAGAGCAAUUGGAUAUGCAAAUGUUCAUAUGUGAUGUAUUAUAGUACUUCAGCUUUGAAUUUGAGGACAGUAAUGUUGACUCUAGCUUUGCAGUGUAUACUGUAUUUAUGGUGAAUAAAAACACGUACUAACUUUUACAGUA
This is a messenger RNA of Toxotes jaculatrix (banded archerfish), 4879 nucleotides long. RefSeq names its product protein geranylgeranyltransferase type I, beta subunit (gene pggt1b). Gene Ontology annotation, cellular component: CAAX-protein geranylgeranyltransferase complex. NCBI's taxonomy places the organism in Eukaryota, Metazoa, Chordata, Actinopteri, Toxotidae. The coding region runs from base 12 to 1115 and encodes 367 amino acids. The record is from RefSeq and is a predicted model, not a curated record. The transcript has 9 exons. Gene Ontology annotation, molecular function: CAAX-protein geranylgeranyltransferase activity. Gene Ontology annotation, biological process: protein geranylgeranylation.